GGCAUUUUGUGACUUACAACAGAGAAAGCAAGACAUAUGCAGUUGUCACAAGUUUGUCAGAACAAACUAAGAGAGUGGUCAAGUUGAACACCGAGGAUCAUGAGGCUGAAGAUAUCGAUAGAGAUUCGAGAUAUGUAUAUCCAAUUAUUGACCGAUUCAGCUUGCAGCUUAUCUCACCAGUUAGUUGGGAGAUCAUACCAAGCACACGAAUUGAAAUGGAGGACUGGGAACAUGUUACCACCUGCAAGAAUCUUAUGCUUUCGAGUCAGGAGACUCAUACUGGUCACAAGGGUUUUAUUUGUGUCGGCACAACUCAUGUGUACGGUGAAGAUAUCACCUGCAGGGGACGG
Messenger RNA from Stylophora pistillata, 350 nucleotides. RefSeq names its product cleavage and polyadenylation specificity factor subunit 1. Lineage: Eukaryota; Metazoa; Cnidaria; Anthozoa; Scleractinia; Pocilloporidae. The record is from RefSeq and is a predicted model, not a curated record. Gene Ontology annotation, cellular component: nucleus. Gene Ontology annotation, molecular function: protein binding; nucleic acid binding.